GCACACGCGUCUGUCAGCCAUGCUGUGUGAAGGAAGACUUCUGACCAUGACCUAUGAGGAGGAAGAGCCAGAGAAGCCCGACCUCAGCUCUGUGGCCAAGCUGGCACCAGGGGUUCCCCUGCCCUCGAACCCCAAACAAACUUUAGGUGUUCAAAAUAUGACUGACGCGAGAAAGCGUCGACCUGCUGAGGAUAUCCCCCCCCUGCUGAGAGUGGAGGUCCACAGUGGAGGGGGAGACCGCACCAGCUCUCCAGAGAUCCCCAUCCCAGCCGAGACGCAGUCAAACUCCGACGCCCCGUUUCUGGUUCCUUCAUUUUGUCAGAGCUUCUGCGAAAACUACAGCGACCUUCAUAUCGGGGGCGACCAGGUGCUGCCUUUGUCCACCAGCGACGGCGACCUACGACCUUGCACAGAACUGAGCGCCCCAUUCCUGAAGUCCUGUGAUGUACCCUCAGCUGUGGAGGACUCUCUGCUGGGCCCGAACCCCCCUGGUGGGCUCCCGCUGCCCUUCAGAGGAGGCUCGAACCGCUGGCGGCUGGGAAGCGGUCGAGACCGCAGCUUUUUGUUUCAGGGCCGAGAGCGACCGUUCUCCAACUCGCUGCUGAACCACUACCUGGAGCAGAAGAUACAGGACCUGUACCAGCAGUACAUGAUGGAGAACAUGAACCGGAAAGAGGCUCACGCCGCAGACCCGGGUCCGAUCUGUCCGCUGCUGGGCUCCGACAUGGUCCUCUCGAGUUUGGACCAAAUCACUUUGCAACUGAGCCGAGAUGCUCAUCUGGAGGCGGGGCGGGCCAAAGACAUGGUCCUGAGCUGCCUGAUGCGGGUGGCUGGGGACAUGCAGUCCAGCGAGAUCAGCACCCCCUUCCUGCAGAUUUCUCUUGAAGUAUCUCAGAAGAAGAGCCACGACAGUUCCGGGGAGUGAUCAUCAUUGUUUGGCCUGGUGAUGGAAAGAUGAGGCAUCAUGAAACAGUGUUGCACGUUUGACAAAACAGAGGUGAGGUGUCAUUGAACUAGCUGCUCAAGACCAAACAUUUUACAGCAGACAGCACCAUCUGGUGGCCUCAGAAAAUCAGACU
Synchiropus splendidus (mandarinfish) is the source of this 1079-nucleotide messenger RNA. Its product is annotated as TLR adapter interacting with SLC15A4 on the lysosome. The transcript is spliced from 2 exons. Gene Ontology annotation, biological process: regulation of toll-like receptor signaling pathway. NCBI's taxonomy places the organism in Eukaryota, Metazoa, Chordata, Actinopteri, Syngnathiformes, Callionymidae. Bases 20 to 925 code for a protein of 301 amino acids. The record is from RefSeq and is a predicted model, not a curated record.